UGUACAUUUUUGUUUUGCAUCUGUCACUGAGAAAUAAAUAUGAUAUGUCUAUGAUAAGUACGUCUAGAAAAAUGACAACCUUAAGACAGAUCGACCUACAUGAUAUAUAAAUAUAAUGAAUGAGGACAUCUGUGAAUUAGAUAAAUAAUGACAUUUAGUGGUCAGUAUGACAGUACUUUUAACAAAUUUACCACCAGAACUUAUCAUCAGGAUACUUGAAGAUUUACCUGGCAGAGAUAUAGGACGUUUAAGUCGAACAUGUACACAACUAAGAUCAAUAUGUAGAACUGAUAUUAUAUGGCAGAAACUGUGUCAGCAAAUUUGUGAUAUUAAAGUGGAGGAAUGGGACACAACAUAUUAUAAUAUUUAUACAAAAGUUCUACACAAAUAUGGAAGAUGUCUUGGGUUGUGGAGAAGAAACAUGAGGCCCUAUGGUGGAUUGAUGCAAAUUAAAGUAGACAAUGGCAGACUUUUAGCCACAGAAUACAAACCACCAUAUGUAUCAGACAUUCACGGUCCAUUACGACCUGAAAAAGUGUUUAGUAUCGGCAUAAAUAAAUUUAAGAAUCAAACAGAGAUACUUUGUUUACAUGGGUAUGGUGAGGCACAUCCAGGGAGUAUAGAAUAUGAAACAGAAGAAUCUGAUGUUGUAUUUAAGUGUUGCCAGAUGUCAAGCCAUGCUCAUCCUAUGGGCUCCUCUGUUGAGUUAUCUAUCAUGAUUAAGAAGGAGACAAAUAACCACACCAUACCAUUUAGAAAAGAUGAUCAGAAAAGAUUAGAGUGCUACAUGAAGAAUGUUCCGAAGUAUAGGCUGACACGUAUAGAAGUCCAGAGACCUGACCCAGUUUACCCAAUACAGCCAGGUCUGUUUCUAGCACAUUACAGAUCUCAUGGGAUAGAAAUGUUCCUGUUGAAAUAUGAUAUGAGUAAGAAAGAAGCUGAGGUCAUCAAAAUUACAGGUGAUCCUAAUGUACCAGCAGGGGAGACCAGUAUCUACAUUAACUUACGUAAACCUAUGCAGCUGACUAAAGACCAACAAUUAGAUGUCAACAACUUGUUGCUCUUAGAUGAGGAUGACAUACCUGAUUCAGACGAUGUACAACCUAGAAACCAGCCAUUUGUGAUACCUCCAGGUUUUUCCACCUUUUUAGAUGAUUUUACACCAUCGACGUGCGAGUACAGAUAUUUCGCCAGAGGACGUAUUGCAGGGGAUGAUUACAGGGAUCCAGACCUUAUUUCAGUCCAUUUUGUGCCUUUUGAGACCCAUGACGUUUUCUUUGUUUUAUGGUUCAAAUUUUGGGACAUGGAUGGUUUCUACAGAAUAAAAGAUAUCAAAAUAUAAGACAAUUAAAAAGAA
This is a messenger RNA of Mytilus trossulus (common blue mussel), 1357 nucleotides long. RefSeq names its product F-box only protein 31-like. The record is from RefSeq and is a predicted model, not a curated record. Lineage: Eukaryota; Metazoa; Mollusca; Bivalvia; Mytilida; Mytilidae. Gene Ontology annotation, molecular function: protein binding. The coding region runs from base 167 to 1342 and encodes 391 amino acids. The transcript has 10 exons.